Messenger RNA from Sebastes umbrosus (honeycomb rockfish), 3183 nucleotides. RefSeq names its product vestigial-like family member 4a (gene vgll4a). The record is from RefSeq and is a predicted model, not a curated record. Gene Ontology annotation, biological process: negative regulation of DNA-templated transcription. The coding region runs from base 228 to 1013 and encodes 261 amino acids. NCBI's taxonomy places the organism in Eukaryota, Metazoa, Chordata, Actinopteri, Perciformes, Sebastidae. Gene Ontology annotation, molecular function: transcription coactivator binding. The transcript has 6 exons.
CGCCGUUCUCCUGGUCUCCACUAGGGCCUCGCUCCUCUUUGUGUCUGCAGUGCUGCGGUGUUAAAGUGCGUGAGGGCGAGCUGGUCUCUGGACGAGCCGAGGUCGCCUGUUGCUGCUGCUGCUGCUGCUGAUGUUGAUGUUGUGGCUGUAACGAGCUAACUCUGUCGAUGAAGAUAUACCUUUGCAUCUUGCUAACCUCGAUGUUAGCAGCUAGCCUGUUGGUGUAAAUGCUCUUCACUAGCAUGGACCUGUUGAACUCUCAGUUCAUGGACAAGAUGAACAAUAACAUCGGGAGACUGCACUACGAAGAUGAGUCCAGGACACCCUCCCUGCCCAAUGCUAUGUCCAACAUAACCGGGCCUCCUCCACACUGCCCAAGCAAACGGAAGUAUGGCGAAGAACAAAUGGACGACCGAAUCAACUGUGAUGAGGACCACAUGACCAAAAUGAGCAGAUUGUUUGCCACUCAGCUGGCCCGUCCCUCUGCUGGAGACAAUCAUAAUGAGCACUGGAGCCUCGGUCACACUCCUGUGGAGCACAUUACAUCCACCUCCAACGGUCUCCAUGGAAACCACCUGUAUGCUUCCAUUUCUAGCUAUGCUGUAGACCAGCCUCUGGCUCUGACCAAAAGCAGCCACGACAUUGGAGUCGGGACCAGAGAGAGGUCUGUCAUUAGUGGGACUGUCGAGCGGCAGCAGAAUCGUCCCUCUGUGAUUACCUGUGCCCCUGCGAGCAACCGCAAUUGUAACCUCUCGCACUGCCACAUGAAUGGCUGUUCACCCAGCCCACCUACUGAUCCGAUGAAGACCAACGCUAACACAGAAUGUGAUCCUGUGAUUGAGGAGCACUUCCGUCGCAGCCUUGGAUCAAACUACAAAGAAGCGGAGCCUGUGUCCAACUCAGUGUCCAUCACAGGUUCAGUGGACGACCACUUUGCCAAGGCGCUGGGCGAUGCCUGGCUCCAAAUCAAGGCUAAAGACGGGGGUCAUCAAACCCCAGACGCAGACCCAUGAGGCAGAGGGGAGUAAACAUUAGAACCACUUCUCUUAGUGUUUUGCACAUGAGAGUGGAGAUUGCUCGCUGUCAUUUCUUGCCAAGCAUCAACUCCCCCUAACCAAGAACAAUGUAAGACAUAUGGUGCUCACAUAGGCUGUUCCCUUGUGGACCUCGAGGUCAACCUUUUAUUAGAACACUCGGCUCAGAUUCGUACUCUAAAAAUUGGCGACGUCUCUUUUAUUGGAGAAAAGAAAAGGAAGUAUUGCGUAGUUGGGUGAACAUUGUUAGUUGUGGAAACUGUACAAUCAGAGAUUUCUUUUUUUGAUUUUGCAUUGAUAAUGAGAUUCACAAAGUGUUUAGGGGCUCAUCUUCUGUUUUACCUGCCUUGAUAGCCAAAGAAUUUCCCUGCCUUUCCCAUCAACAUAUAAGCCAUAGAUCUGGUCUUUAUUGUUUUUCACUCUAAAAUCACAACACUUUUUUUUAAUCUAUAUUACUUGAAAAAGUCAGCCAGGUCUCAUUUUACGUUUCUGACCGUUUAGGUAGCAGGGUUACCUGUUUCAGUUGGAACUAAUGUGUUCAAGAUACGUCUUGUGUUUUGAAUAUGUGAUAAUGCAAUUAAGGCUCUGGUUCCCCCCCCCCGUUCUGCUUUCUGAACACACUAGACUAAUUUGUCUUCUUUAUGAUCCUGAACUGGACUUAUCCACUGUUAACUGAAUUAUUUUAGUUUCCUGUCUAUAUGCUCACUGUGGCUGAUUCCUUAGUAAACUAAUAUCAAUCAUAGUAGAUGUGUCUAACUAGAAAGCAUGUUUCAAAUAGCUGGUUUCUAUUACAAACCUUAUUCUAUACUAUAUAUUUACUCAGAAUUUAUUUUUUAUCUGUAACAUUUUAGAAAUACUCACUGCUGGUACAGUUGUACUCAAUAUAUUUUUUGUAUCUGGUUUUCAUUACUAUAUGUAGGUGUAUAUCUUAGCACCCAUCUACAAAUCACAGCCUCUGGCAAGGUUGUCUGAAUGCAGUUUAAAAGGCUAUAUUGCUUAUUAUUCUGUGGACCUGGAUGCUACAGCUUUCUACACGACUGAAAACAGCUAAAUCUGACCUUCGGUAGCAGUCUAUUAGCAGUGGCUUUAUUUAUUCUGAACACGUCGAUAGUUUCAUGUGGACUUUCGGCAAAACACGGCGACAACACAAUUCUAACGUUGAUUUUGUUUCUUUCUAAUGAGAACAACAGAGGAUGUCUCCACUGCUUCAGUGACAAAGCAUUUGAUUUCCUUUUAAAACUAAGAUUUGAAUGCACAUGCAAUAUGGGUGUUCUUAAUUCACGAGUAGGCAUCAACAUCCCACCAUGACUGCCUGACACUUAUCAGUCACUUGUCCUUUUUUAAUCAAGACAAUGUCAUGGUGUGAGCUGCCAAAAUCUUCCUUUUAUCACGGAAAAAAGGUGCAAGUGGGUUACAAAUGUUUUUUUGAAUUAAUUUCUCACCCUUCUGAAAUCCUCUACUUAUGGUAGCCUAACCUUAUUUGUCAACACUGAUUAAGAUAUGGUAUUGUAAAUUCAGAUUUGUUUUGUAUGUCAAUUAACUGUCUAUGACAACAUCUAUUUGUAUUAAUAUUCUACAGUUUUUAAAUUGUUACACACACUAUCCUGUCUUUAUAUUUUACUCAUAUAAGACUAUCAUUGCGCCGCGCGGAAUGAUCAUAGAUAUUUUGUUUCUAUUGAGAGUAGUGUACUCAUAUGUAGCAUGGAUGCUCAUUAUCUUCUAACCAUGCCUUUUAAAAAAAAUCUUUCUAAGAGUUGGUUAUUUUCCCACAAGUGUCAGAUGAUGAAUAAGUGCAGGAACACAACAGUCUUUCGAUCAAAGACUUUCUCGGUGCAGCGUCAAAGACUUCUGUACUAACCGUUUGUUUAGCUUUUUUGUGUGUACUCUAGUGGAUUUUAGGGAUUAUCAUGGAAUCUGCUUGUUUGACACAAGUAGGUUUUUCAGUAAUAUGUUUGGGGUAUUAGUCCAUUGUUAUUUAAUUGCUAUAUUUAGACUACCUGUAUCUCAAAAACAGAAGGGUCCUGCUUCAGGUGUCAUCCACAUAGAAAAAAAGUAACAUUUGUUCACUUUUGUCCUUAUUUCUCUGGAAGAAAAUGCCACUGUUUUGUACUUAAUUUCUUCCAAAUAAACAUACAAAUGCCUACCUUUG